Siniperca chuatsi (mandarin fish) is the source of this 2699-nucleotide messenger RNA. It is a transcript of the gene cerkl, whose product is annotated as ceramide kinase-like. Bases 211 to 1854 code for a protein of 547 amino acids. The transcript has 14 exons. Lineage: Eukaryota; Metazoa; Chordata; Actinopteri; Centrarchiformes; Sinipercidae. The record is from RefSeq and is a predicted model, not a curated record. Gene Ontology annotation, molecular function: kinase activity.
AUCUGCCGCGUGCCCAAGCUGUGAGUCCGGUAAAGCCGCUGCCUGUCUCCAUAGCGACGACACCCCGGAAAUAUACCGUAACCUGCCAGUGGUGAUCAGCUUACUGUAUGUUUAUCUGCCGCUUUGUUUAUCAAACAAGAACAAACUCAUAUCCGCCGAGUUUGUUUGUUUGUUUGUUUGUUUGUUUGUUAGUCCUUUGAGCCAGUAAACAUGUCGGAGCCCGAGGAAGAGCUGCAGGGAGAGCAGAGAGACAGCACGAAGAAGAAGAAGAAAGAAAAACGAAGCGGGAAGAAGAAGAAGAAGAAGGAGAAGCGGGAAGAAGAACAGCAGCAGGUGGAGGAGGAAGAAGAGGAGCAGAGUGAGUGUGUUGUGCUGCGUGGGAUCUUCAAACUGGGGAAGAAGAGUCACGACGUCCUGCUCACCAGAACCAGACUGACCUGGACCCCCAUCACCCCGGAGACCCCCACAGCUGAGGUGUGCGUGCUGCAGCCAGAUGUGGUGCUGCUGCAGGACGUGUUUGCGGUGAAGGUGAAGCGGCGGCGAGCGGCGGGCCAGCAGACAGGGGGAGCCGUGCUCGGCGUGACUCUGUUCUGCUGCAGGAGGAGAGGGAGCAGGCUGGAGGAGGACACCCUGCACCUCCACAACGCCUCAGCAGAACACACAAACACCUGGUACAACACCCUGAAGGAACUGCUCACAGGGUUCAGCAGUCGUCCCAGGUGUCUGAAGGUGUUCAUCAACCCCAGCAGCCACAAGAAGGAGGCCGUUCAUAUCUACAGAGAACAUGUGGCUCCGCUCUUCAAGAUGGCUGACAUCUGCACUGACAUCACCGUGACAGAGAGGAAGGGUCAUGCUCUCUCAGUGAUGAAGGAAUGCAAGCUGGAUGAAUAUGAUGGGCUGGUGUGUGUUGGUGGGGACGGUUCGGUGGCGGAGCUGUGUCAUGCUCUGGUCCUCAGAGCUCAGCUGGAUGCUGAUUCUCCAGAGAAACCAGUGAAACCAGUGCUGCCACUUGGAAUCAUUCCUGCUGGUUCUACUGACGUGGUUUCCUGUUCUGUUCAUGGAGUCAGAGAUCCAGUCACUGCAGCCCUGCACAUCAUCCUCGGUCACCUGCAGCAGGUGGACAUGUGCAGCUUCUCGUCUCUCGGUCAGUUGGUGCGUUUCGGUUUCUCCGCCAUGUUUGGCUUUGGUGGACGGAGCUUAGCACGGGCGGAGAAGAAGAGGUGGAUGCCGUCGUCACGGCGACGAGAAUAUGCUCUGGUGAAGACACUAGCUAGGCUGAGACCAGAAGACUGUCAGCUGUCUUUUCUACCAGUGAAGAAGUCAAACAGGAAUUUGUCUAAACAUCGAGACCAGGACCAGGACCCAGAGUCAGAAGGGGGGGAGUCCUGGACGACCAAUCAGGGCCUGUAUCUGAGCAUCAGCAUCAUGUCCAUCCCCUGUCUGAGUCCACACGCACCUCAAGGACUGGCUCCCAACACCAGGUUGGCAAAUGGCAGCGCAGCAUUGAUUGCAGUAGGAAACACUUCCAGGUCAGAGUUCAUCAAACACCUGAAGCGAUACAGCAGCUCUAGUGAACAGUUCAGCUUCCCCUUUGUGGAGACGCAUGCCGUGUCAGCAGUGAGGAUCCGCCCGCGGUCGCUGAUUGGCUGGUCGGAGGAGGAGAGCGAGGAAGAGGCUGACUCCAAAACCUCGCCCAUCAUCCAAUCAGAGGGGUCCGCCUUCCCCUGGAACAUCGACGGAGAGCUGGUGGAGAUCGCUAACGAAGUGCUCGUCAGGGUCCACCCGCGGCUCAUCACUCUGUACGGGGAGGAGGUGGACGAGGCCGAGUCGACCGUCUCCUGCAGCUGCAUCUGAGUCCAGCAGAGGGCGCUGCUGUGAUAAAGACACGUUGCCAUGGUGACUACAAUGACUCAACAGUGCCCUCUCUAGGUCAUUACUGUUUCCAUGGCAAUGUGAACUGAUGUAGAAGUUUCAUUCAAAGCAGCAGAAACACAUAAAAGUAGCCACAGCAGCUUUGCAGCUACUUGUUUACGACGUACGUUUAAGCUGCAUUAACUGAUUUCUUUUUUGAUAGAUUACAGCAGCUUUAAUAACCUAUAAGAUCAAUUGUAAGCUACCUUUAACUCCAAAUUGCCUAUGCUUUAUGAUAUAAAAGUUUACCACUUCUAGAACUGAUAUAAUGGAUAAAGAUAAAUGUUUUAUAUUCGAUGUUUAUAUUUUACUAUAUUUUAAUUACCGGCUCUUCUCAGAUGACUAAUUCGUGCUGCCUAUUUUUUUUUUAUUACAAUUUUAAUUUAGUUUUAUCUCGUCCAGUUUCCGGUUCUGUGGCAGAGAACAAAGAUUAAUCUGUAUUUAGUUUGUGAGUUCAAACUAUAAACAUGAGCUAAAAAAGUUGCUGCAACACAAGCAGAAUCGGACUGGAUGAGCUCAAUGUGUCCAAAGACUGUAAAAGUUUUAUAUUUGAAAAUAACAGAGCUGUUUUUACUUAAUAUGGCAGAUUUUAUUUAGAAGCUCUUUUAAGCUUUUGUAUUGAGAAAAUGCAGCUGUGAUCAUGAUGAGAAAAAACAAGUACAAGUUGUUGUUUAAAUAGAAAUUCCUUCAUUUUAAUAGAAAAGUGUUGAUAAAAGCAGUGAGACUCUCCAGUGCAGAACAACUUCACAUAAACAAAAACAAACUAAUUUAUUAAAAUAUUAAAAACA